This is a messenger RNA of Frankliniella occidentalis (western flower thrips), 4012 nucleotides long. RefSeq names its product condensin-2 complex subunit D3-like. The transcript is spliced from 13 exons. Gene Ontology annotation, cellular component: condensed chromosome, centromeric region. Gene Ontology annotation, molecular function: histone binding. Lineage: Eukaryota; Metazoa; Arthropoda; Insecta; Thysanoptera; Thripidae. Gene Ontology annotation, biological process: meiotic chromosome condensation; mitotic chromosome condensation. The record is from RefSeq and is a predicted model, not a curated record. Bases 170 to 3784 code for a protein of 1204 amino acids.
GGUUUGUGUUUAUUUACUUUUGAAUGAUUUGUAUUUGUGAAUGGUGAAUGAAUAUGUACUUCACAACAAUGAAUGAAUGAAAUAAUGUUGAUUAUUUAACAAACAAAUGAAUGGAUGCAGCUGUACUCUUUAGUGAAUUUUUUGGCGUUCUUGUACCUUUUUACUCAAAAUGGAUAUAAAUUCGGUUGUUGAUCUUUUCCGGCUCGACCUUCUACCUGAAGAUCUUGUUCAUACCCAAUGGAGGGAAGGGUAUUUCAAUGAAGACCUAGAAAUAUCAGCAGAAUUAGAACUUCAUUUGGAUUCAGGAAACACCGCUGAUUUACUACUGUUUUUGUCAAGAGACUUCUUCUUGAGGGUCCAGACCAGCACUCGAUGGCCUGACAUAGUUCAGGCAGGUUUUGAUUUCAAGAAGACUCUCUAUUUGAUUCACUACUUGUUGUGCAAAGGUGUCUCUAGAGUAGAGGAAGAGCAGUGUCGCACUUAUGGUUUACUAGCAUCAAGGGUCUAUUUUUCUUUCUUAGCUAUACCUGAAGGUGGAUCGUUCUUGAUUUACCAGUCCAACCUGUAUCAGAAAUGUCUCAGGCUUCUACAAUGUGGCUCUCUUCUAAAAGUACCUGAAGUUCAGUCACCACUCAAAGGCCGAGGACGUGGUUCACGCCAGAGUUCAGACGAUGUUCAGUCACCUCUUUCACCACGUAACCCGCUACCUACACAUGAAAUGAACAGUUUACGCAGACUGUUGGUUGAUAGUGCACUGGACUUAGUUAAAGUUCUACUGAUCAGUGAAAUAGGUCGUGAAGGAGAUGCAGUACCUCUGACAGUUGAAGCACUUUCAAAUAUUGCUACCCAAGAGACAAUGCGACCAGAUAUGCUUUCCCAUGGAGUGAUUGAGCCUAGUUCCACUUCUCUUGCCAUGAAUGCUUUCUGUGGUCUUCUGACACUGUGCUCUGAAAAGCAUGGGGAAGUUCAAGAAACUGUUCGCUUGAUAAUGAGAUAUACUCUUGAAGCCUUAGUGAUGGGAUUCAGGAAAGAAGCAAAGGCUCUACCCUCCACUCAUUUACAUGCUGUGAGAGAUGUUUUCACUGAUUUUGUCCACCAUGUAUGCUUGACAGCAGGCCAUGCUGCUCAUGAAGGCAUCUUCAUUCUACUCCAGCAUCUUUGUAUGUGUGCACCAGAUCGAGCAGAAUUUCGAACAAAGCUGGUAGAGUCUACUGUAAUCUUAAUUUUAAAGCUACCUCGAUCUUUCCUUUUUAAAGCAUGCAGCAUUAUUGUUAUAAUGUCUUGCCAUGACAAAGCAUCAGUCCGUCUGUUUUCUGUUGAAGUCUUGGGAAGAAUUUUAAGUACUUUCCAAGUAGCAUUUUCCAAUGAUAAACCUGAAGAAAAAGAAUACAAGCUUUAUAAAUUAUUGUUUGCUGCUAUGCUUGCUCGAAUUCAGGAUUUGUCUGCUUUGGUGCGAUCCAGAGCAAUGUCUCGCCUUGUUUCCUACCUUAAAGAAUCUUCUGGUAAUGAAGGUUGUAAGUAUUUGGUUUCUGAACUAUUUGUGGAACCGUAUGUGGACAAGAGUGUGCAAGAAGCUGCUAAACAGAAGUUCAAGAAUUUUAAUGAUAUAGCAAAGGCUCUACAAAGUGGGGAAACUUUAACAGAUGUUUAUAUACCAUGUGCUCAGUCAAUCAUGCAUGAAUUGUCUGAGUUUUGUGAUGACCACAAAGUAAUGGUGAGAAAGGCUGCACUGCAAUUUGUCCUUCAGAUUCUGUACCUUAAUGUAAAAUUCAUGGACACACGACUACUUGCUGAAAUUGGUGCUCACUGCAGAGAUGAGGCUGUUCUGGUUAGAAAAAUGAUGGUACAAGAAUUUACAGACUUACUCUUAAUGUAUCCAUCUCACCAUCAGUUGUUAAGACAAUGGACACUCGAUAUUGUACCUUCUAUAUUUGACACUGAAGUUACAGUUGUAGAAAAGGUCUUGGAGAGUUUUGAAAGAGCAAUUUUGGACAAUAUGGUUAAAGAAAGUCAGAUUCAACAUUUUAGGCAUCAACUACCUUGGAUUAUAAUGAAUCAAAUAUCACACUUGCAACUUCGCAAGGCAUUUCUAAAAGCCUGCAGUAUGUGGAAAGAAGAAAAAUUAAGGUCUCGUAUGAUCAUUCUUACUUUAAAAUCACAUAUUGGAAUGGGGAAACCACACAAUGAAUCAGCAUGGGUAACUCUCAUGUGUCUUGCAGAAUUCAUGUCAAUAAAGGACCCAGGAUUUGUCCUGGAAUUUUACCAUGAUGAGAUUUAUGGUGUUCCCAAUGUGAGCACCUACAUCAGCCAGCUGGUCAUGGAAGUUUUGUGGUUGACAUGGAGGCAGUUGCCUUCCAAUGAUAAAAGCAGCUUGGCUUACGAACUAAACACUGACCUACUUUUAUUCAAAGUACCUGUGCCUCUGAUAUCAAGAGCUGUAGAUAUACGCUAUGGUUUGCAUGUGUCAGGAAAGGAAGGGAGUGAUGUCGAGAAUCCACCAGAUUGGGCUGUUGAUCUGAUCAAGAAAUGUGAGGAAAGUAUUUUUGAGACCCUGAUUUUAAAUUCAGAGCAGAUACAGGAUGAAGAAGCUAUGAAACGCUUUGUUAUUACUCUGGGCAAUGUGUGUCUGUACUACCCAAGGUUAGUUGGGAGCCGCACAACAAACCAGCUCCUGCAUAUGCUUUCCACUCCGCAAGAAGAAGUGGGUGACUUUUGGCAAGGCUCCUGUGGUGUGGAAUUGAAGGCUGGCUUGGUUGUGACACUGGGAAAAAUAGGUCUUCAAAAUGAGUCAUUUGCCAAAAAGUUAAUUGACAUCCUAUCUAACAUUCUCUCAUUGACAAAAGAAUCUGCAUUAAAGAAUAAUAUUAUCAUAUGCCUGGCUGAUUUAUGUAUAAGACACACCUCACUUGGUGAUGAACUUUUACCUGAUAUGUGUGUUUGCCUGAAAGACACUUUACAACCUGUGAGACAAAAUACCCUCAAACUUUUGAUCCAGCUUGUUCAGGAAGACUACAUCAAAAUGCGAGAUAAUCUCACAUUUCAUUUUCUAAGCAUGCUGAAUGAUGAGGACUACACUAUUGUUACUAUGACUCGUGUUUUCUUUGUUGAUACUGUCCUUCGAAAGAAAGGCAACUGUUUCACUACUUCUUUUAUUGCUUCCAUACUUCAUUUUAAUGGAUAUGAGUACCGUUCCACAAAAGUUUCCCUAACACAGCGAGAGAAAGAAGUAUUUGAUGUAAGUGGCCCUGUUAACCAGGAAAAACGCAGAAAUAUUUACCGUUUUAUGCUUUCUCACUCUAGUGAUGAGGAUCGCUUCACCAUUUCAGGACAUCUGAUCAUAGAAAUAUGUAAUGGAGUUUUGGAUGGAAAAAUCAAGUUAGAUGAAAGUGGUCAAGAUGUCCUACGAGACUGUCUGUAUGUUAUGGACUGUGAUGAAAUUCACAUCACGGAUAAUAAAGAUACGGAAGAUGAUGAUGAUGCCCCAGCUGAUGAAGAGGAUGCUUGUGAAUUAGUUCUGAAUUUUGCUCACAAGAAAUUGUUUUCUGAACUAGUAAAAAAACGCCUCAUAGAAACAGACAUACCAAUUCUGUCCAAGCUGAAAAGAAAGUUAGUGUCAAUGCAUUUACCAUUAGCAACUGAUGUUACAAGAGUGUUGAAAACAAUGGUUAAAGAUUACAAAAUUGAUCCUGCUGAUUUGAAGGAUCCUCAACUUAUUAGGGAACUAAAUAGGAAAAGUAGUAGUUCAAACUCAUCAGAUGUGUCAUCAGAUGAAGAUACUAAUUAAAACAAUUCAAUAGGUUUUAAAUAGUUUUUUCUAUGUCAGAAACUGUGAUUCACUUUGUCUGCACCAAAGAUAUUGUGUGUUCAUUCAUUUACAUAUGUUAAUGUGUUUCCUUACUUACUCAAGUUGUUCUUUUAGUUUUUAAAUUAUUUUUUCAAAUUGAGCAAUUAGAUUGAAAACGAUACCUCUCAUUUAAGUGAUUAGUUGUGAAAUAGACGUAAUCACAUCCUU